AGCGUGCUUGGUGUACGCAAUGUCUAACGCAUGGCCCCUGGGGCCAACCGGAACCGGAAGGGCCCGGAACCGUGGCGGUACGGCACCGCCCAUCAAUCAAUGGCUGGUGGGGCGUCCGUCAACCGUCAACUGUCCGCUAUCAACGGUGCUACUACUGCUAACGCUCGCGCUAACUACCGUCCUGCUAUCAAACGGUGUGCACGGGUCGACCGUAGCCGGUGUUGCCGGUGAGCUCGCCGAGGACGACUAUUCUGGCGCUAUUCAGGACCUCGAAACGGGCUGUAUCAAUCGGUGUCCCGAUCAGAAUCAAACGAGCUUUACCGAGCACAUCGAUGCCAGCUGUGGAAGCGACUGCUACAUCAAACAGUGUACGAUUGGCUGCCGGCAGUGGGAGCUUGCGCUCGAGUCCAGCUGUCAGCAUGCGUGCAACGUCAGCGAUCAGGAACUGCUGGAAGCGCGGGAAUGGUCCUGCAUCGCCGGAUGUAACGAUGGGCUGAGCCGAUACUUUCGGUGGCUAAAGGCGGAAAUAGGAACACCACACGCACCGGCCCUCGUCGCGGACAGUCUAACUGCGACAGCACUCGCCUUGGAAUGGGAAGUCCCGGAGCGUUUGGUACGGUUGGCCCGUCACCGCAAUCGGGGUCCUCGCAGCUAUCUGGUACAGUGGCGCUAUGAGGAGGUAGCGGGUGAUUGGAAGUAUUAUCGCAACCAGAGUAUGGGCGACAGUUCGACUGUGCGUGUGGACAAUCUGCAACCGUACACCAAGUACCGGUUUCGAGUAGCACUACUACUAUCGCCCCACCACGACCAGGUCCUGACGUCCGAGCAGAGCGUCAUCAUCAGCACGCUACCGUCCGGUGUGCCCACCUCGGAGCCUACCAUUGUACGGGCAGUGGCAGUAGAUCACUCGCGCAUAUCCAUCUCCUGGGAACCGGGCCCAUUCCCCAACGGUCCUGUACUGUCCUACGUGCUGCAAAUCAAAGACCUGCAUCCGAUCGGCUACAGCGCGCUUAAGGAAAUCCCGGAGUCAAACACAUCGCGCCAUUACAUGUUCGAGAAGCUGGAACCCGAGCGUAACUAUUCCGUGUCGGUAGCGAUGAGCAAUCCGGCCGGUGAGGGUCCCGCCUCAGUUACGCUCGUUGCCACACCGCCCAAACCAACCGGCCACGAGGAAGCGCUCCUUCCAACGCUCAUCCUCGGUGCGGAGCGUUCCAUCCUGGCGCAGAGCUCCCUGACACUGUUCUCCGAUCCGCCCACCAACGUGUACGCAAGCAUCGAGCACAAAAUUCGCGGCACAGCAACACACAUACGCCGUGGGCUACUGUUCGUGUCGGACGAUGCCGGUUUCAUCUAUCGUGCCCCAUCCCGACCCGGUGCGGAAAAGUCUCGUGUCGCCAUCUUACUACCGGGAGCGGCGAACAACUUUCGCCCAACGCUACUGUCGGUCGACUGGCUUAAUGAGCAUCUCUACAUACUGGGGCAGGCACGCCCAACCAAGCUGUGGCAGAUAGCGUACUGUGACUUUACCGGUGGCCAUCUGACGGUCGCCAUUGCGGGGCUUCAGCGCCGACCGGAUCAUUUUGCGGUCGAUCCGUACAAUGGGUAUCUGUUCUGGGUGGUCGGUGGUACCGGUUCCGAGGCGGGACUAUUCCGGCUCGAUCUUGGUGACAUCUCGAACGGUGUGCGGCACGAAAUACGCCCCCUGCAAAUGGUGAGCGGACGCAACUUGGGUGCGUUUACGCUCGAUCAUGCCAACUUUCGUGUACUGCUGGCGGAUCAGGGCUUGAACACGGUGUUGGCCGUAUCGCUCGACGGGAAAAAGCUGGAGGACAUCCGGAACAACACACAGCAGCCCCGUUUCGAGCGGGUAAAGUCGUUGGCGAGGGCGAACGGAUUGUUCUACUGGACGAACGGUACGGAGGUUUUUGCGGAAGACUAUCACCGGCUGCACGAUAGCUACUAUCACAAUGCGUUCCCGAUAGCGGCCAACAAUACGUACUUCAGCAUCAGCGUGAAUCUGACCGCCGAACAACCGAUCCCGAUACCGGUCAAUCCACCACGCAAUCUACAGGCGCUUGCCUCACCGGACAAGCUAAAGGUGUCCUGGGAUGUGCCGUACCUGCUUGGCGUGAAAGGUCGCGGUGCCUGGCAAUCCUGGAGCUACCGUGUGGAGGUGAAGGAUGAGCAGCUGGAAAGUGUGCUGCAUGUAGCUACCGUAAAUGCAACGAGCUACGCGUGUGACAUUGCGGGGAGAUUGCUACCGAACCGUGUGUACACGGUACGGGCGGCCGCAUUUACUGCAGCCGGACGUGGACCGUGGAGUCGGGAGUUCCGUGUGCGUACACUGCGUCCCGAAAGCCAGCACCAUCUGGUGUGGGCUAGCACGGACGGUAUCGUGCGUAGUGAUGUGAUUGGUGAGCAUGUGAGCACGCUGAUACCACGUUCGACGGAGUUGGAUGGUGCUGCCGUUACAAGUCUUGCCUGGCACGCGCGUUUACUGUACGUGGUGAGUAACUCGACGCUACGACUUUACCGCGAACCGAACACGACUGGUGGCGAAUGGACGAAGGUGCGCGAGCUCGAAUCGGUCGAGUGUGUGGCGAUCGAUUGGAUCGGUGAGCGGCUCUACUACUCGAAUCCGGCACAGCAACUGAUCGUACGAUCUGGAUUGCUCGGUGAGCAACCGGAACCGAUACACAGUGUGAUGAACGUGCGUGAGAUACGGUUCGAUGCGUACCGGGGAUAUAUCUACUGUUCGUCCGGUCUCAUACUGGAGGCGUUCCGGCUGAACGGGAAAAGUCGGGUACUGUACUUCAGCGAGAAGCUGUUCACCGGCAAACAGAUCAUCGGCAUGACGCUGGACCUCGACGGGAAACGUUUGUACUGGAUAGUGCGUAGCUACUCACACUCACACCUGUACUGGGGACCACUCGCCGGCUAUCCUGCUACCAGUGGGUCGGGCAGUGGAACCGGCACACUACCAUCGUUACCACUCACCGACCAAACACCGCAAGGUCCACUGCUACACUUUAGCGAUCGUUUGCUGUGGCUGAAGGAGAGUCAAGUUGUCGUUGGUGAUGUGAAGGGUGAAAAUCUUGCGUACAUUCGCAACCACCAUCUGAACGGGACACGUGCGCUGGCUCUUAUCGAUCAGGCACCGAAGACGCUCUCCAUCAACGUGCUUCCGGCCAGUGUCAAUGCCAGCUCGAUUCGCGUUACCGGUGAUUGGCGACGCUUCAACGUUAGCUGGACACCGGUGAAAAACGUCAACUAUAGUACGGUCUUCUACAAGCUCACGCUCAAGCUGCCGGACGCCCGGGAUAUCGUGCAGGAGCUAACCGUGCCGUACUUUGUGUACGGUGCUAGUAUCGGGGAUGAUAGUGAUCCAACCAGUGCCGAGCAUGGACCAAUACCACCGUACACACCGAUCGACAUCACGCUGCACGCCUUCACCUACUGGCGAUCGUCGAGCUUUUCGAGCGUGCGUCGACAUACGCCGGCAGGGAAACCGUCAGUACCGGUUGCACCACGUGCCUACAUCCAGCAUCACUAUCUGCCCGGUACACACGUGCUGACCACCGGGCUCGUUUUCCGUUGGUCGCCCCCGACCGAACCGAACGGGCCGAUCGUUGCGUACCGAGUUGAUUGCUGGUCCAGCUACGAUGAGACAAAGCGUCGCGUACUGCUGGACGGUGUCGAGGUACGGAAUAGACGCACGGAGCUGCUAAUACCGGAACCAGUGCAGCCCGACAUCACGUACUACCUGCAGGUGCGCGUAUGCAACGUGGACCAUAAUGGCGAUCCGAGCGAGGUACGAUCGAUCAGUUUGCGGGACGGCCGUCCACUCCCACUGCUGUACGUUGCCACCAACGAUCAGAUACUGCUGGUGGAUCUUGAUCUGCGCGAAAGCACACCGAUCGUUGCCACCGCCAUACCGGCGAUCCUGCUCGCCGAGCUACGCCACGAGCGUAAGCUGUUCUGGGUGAACGUAAACGGUGAGCUCUUCAUGCACGACGAUGCGGAUGGUAAGCGUAAGCUAGCGCAGGUACCGUCACGUGCCACGGCCCUCACUGUCGACUGGAUCACCCGUACCGUUUACGUCCGUUCGCAAACACCAUCCGGCAAUGGGAGCACGCUGCAUGCGUACGAUCUAAACCGAUUCGAGAGUGGUGGGUCCGAUCCGGUACAUCGGCUGUUUAGUCUACCUGUAGAACCAACCUCGAUCGAAGUAAUCCAAUUCUUACCGAACGAGUCCGAACUGCUGGCACUCUCUCGUGCGUCUCGUGCUGGAUACAUCAUUUCGCUCGAGGAACCAGACCGUGAUCCGAUCACAUUCAACUGUGCGGUUGAGGUAGUAGACGAGCGGAUGCAACGGUUGUGUGAUGAGUAUGGGUAUGAGUUUGACGAGCACGAGCAGCACGGUAUCGUGCAGGAUGAGAGCUAUCUGUAUUGGAUCAGUCCGGACGGAACGGUCAAUGUACGAGCACGUGAUGAUCCACCGGCAACAAAUAAUCGCGAAUUCCUACUGGCAGGAGCGGUCGCCCUACUACCCGUACAACAACAGCAACGCUAUCCUCCCGAGCUUUGUCUCGUCCCGGCGGUACAGCACAUCCAGUACCUACCGGAGCUGUACAAUAACACCGAGAAUUCCAUCACCCUACGGCUACCAGAACCGGAGCGUCAUCCCGAUUGUGAACGACGGCCACCGGCUGUACGGUAUCGUAUCAUGUACCAGCUCGAGGACGAACCAGCCGCCGACCUGUACGUGGACUAUUCGUAUGAGUUGAGCCGCACGAUAGGCAACCUGCGGCCGUACACUAGCUAUCGGUUUGGUAUCACGCUUACCAACUACUACCUAACAGCGGGUCUAGCCGUUACCGAGCGCUUACAGUCUGCCGGUGUCGAGACGACCGAAACACCGAAACACUUUAUGCCGGUCGUUUUCCGAACCGCGGUCGGGCCACCGUCACGACCGGAAGACAUUACCGCGCUGCCGAUCAGCCCUACUGAGCUGAUCGUGAGCUGGACGCCAUCGCGGCAAAAGAACAGCCAUCACGUGUGGUACGAGAUAUGGCGUGCGGAACCGGGCGAGCACAAAAAUCGGCAGCAGCAGCUUGUAACAGAUUUCAAAAUGGACGACACAUUCAUGACGGCGGAGAUUGGUCGGCUGCAGCCAAACCAGACGUACAUCAUCUGGGUGCGUGCAUACUCCAACUUUCACGCAUACAGUGAUAGCGACAAAUUCCAGGUGCAAACGUUCCCGGAGCCGAACGAUAUACAGCUCCUAUCGCUCAACUCCACCGGCAUUCGGUUGCGAUGGAUUCCUCCUCCGAACUGUCAGAAGUAUAGGAUUCAGUACUCCAUCGUUGGACAAAAUAGUUGGACGACGAUGUACGAUUCGACGGUUCUAGCAUCCGUAUGGUACAACUAUCAUCACGAGGUGAACGAUCUACUACCGAAGACAAGGUAUCAGUUUACGGUACUGCUGUACUACCCCUACCGGGAGGAACCGUACAUGUGGCCACGCGAUCGUGACAUACUGUUCGAAACGAUGGCCGACAGACCGGCUGCACCGGGACGUCCGGAUGUCACCAAGCUUCGGCAGGACGUGUACAAGGUUAGCUGGGAACCGGCAAAGGAUAAUGGUGCUGUCAUCGAGGAGUAUGCCCUGGAAGCGCUUGUAACCCAGUCGAACCGUGCUGCCCGUUUAUUGAUACCGGCGGAGGACGAAACGGAGCAGGUGGCUAGUGUUACCAGUGCUAGCAACGAAACUGUACCAUCUACCGAGGUGGAAACGUACGACGAACACUGGAGUCAGGUGUACAACGGUACGGACGUGUACUGGAUCAUCCCGGAACGGCACGCCAUCCAAAGCAAUCUGUUCCGGGUGCGGGCACGCAAUUCGUACGGCUGGGGCCCGUACAGUGAGGAAAGUCGACCGACCAGUACGGACCUGUUUGUGCGGCGCACCGUUGCCUACAUUAUAUCGUUCGUCAUUUUGACUGCCGUUUUGGUGGUGUUUAUUUCGCUGACGGUGUUAUUAAUUGCAUUACGGGCAGCAGAAAGAAUGAAGAAGAAGGAUCUGGCCAAUGCACGACUGUCCGACGUUGAACUGGCGAACUUGCGAGAGCUGCCUCGUCGUGGCAACUUUGUACAAACUACCAAUAUCCUGUACAGUUCUGGAUCUAUGAAUGAGUCGGAUAUUGCUUCGUUGCCUCGCAUACGUCUUGAUCAGAUCUUUAUGGCAAGUUCAUCGCUGCUUGGUAGUGGUGCGUUCGGUGAAGUAUACGAGGGUGUCGUAAAAGGUGUCGAUGGCGAAGCGGAAACACGAGUAGCAAUCAAGACACUCAAGAAAGGUGCAAAACUGCACGAGAAACAAGAGUUCCUACAGGAGGCGCAGCUGAUGAGCAACUUCAAGCACAAGCACAUUACGCGCCUGCUUGGCGUGUGUCUCGAAGCGGACGCACUGCUCAUCAUCAUGGAGCUGAUGCAGGGUGGCGAUCUGUUAAGCUAUCUGCGCCGCAGCCGCUCCUUGCCCGGGCAGGCCGCACGGCUCACAAUGCUCGACCUUAUCUCGAUGUGCCAGGACGUGGCGUCCGGUUGCCGGUACCUGGAGGAGAUGCACUUUGUACAUCGCGAUCUGGCAUGCCGCAACUGUCUGGUGUCGUCGACGGAUCCACGCGAUCGCGUCGUUAAGAUCGGUGACUUUGGGUUGGCACGGGACAUCUACAAGAAUGACUACUAUCGUAAGGAGGGCGAAGGUUUGUUGCCGGUACGUUGGAUGUCGCCGGAAAGUUUGGUCGACGGUGUGUUUACGUCCCAGUCGGACAUCUGGGCGUUCGGUGUGCUGCUGUGGGAGAUUAUGACGCUUGGCGAGCAACCGUAUCAGGCAAAAAAUAACGUCGAGGUGCUGAACCAUGUGCGCGAGGGUGGCCAUCUUGAUCGGCCGAAGGUGUGCCCGAACGAAAUGUAUGAGCUGAUGAAGUACUGCUGGAGAUUCUCCCCCGAUGAACGGCCGACGUUCCGAUACUGUCUGGAGGUGUUGCGGGCACUGCGUGAAAAUACUAGCGAAGAUACACAAAUCAUUGCACCGUUCCCGGCAAAAUUGCAGCAAGGCUCAAUGCGCUUUGUUGGAAACGAUGGUGGAAUGAUUGCCACCCCACCUACAUCCAGCAGUGGUAGCAGUGGCGCUACUGGAUGCCUCAACACCACCUCCCCGAAAUAUCUCGAGCUGGUGUACGAGGACAGUGGACAGGACCAACCAGACGGGUUCGGCGUCCUACAGGAUAGUGCCAGCCCACUGUCCUCGACACCAACCGACAACGGUUACGAGAUACCGAUCACCGACGCACGGGGACAGUUUGCUGAAGCGAGCGGCAGCAGUUUGCCGCGCCGCUCCUACCCAGCCCAUCCUAACCAGCCGCUGCUCGGCCCGAACCUCUCGGUACUGCUGCCGGACGGUACAUGUGCCGCGGACGACGAUCGAGACAGCCAGCCGAUGGGAUCUCACUCGCCAGUUGCCACUACCAGCAGUAGUAUUAUGGAACGAGAGGAACGACCGACCAGGAGCUGA
This is a messenger RNA of Anopheles maculipalpis, 7573 nucleotides long. It is a transcript of the gene sev, whose product is annotated as protein sevenless. Gene Ontology annotation, biological process: protein phosphorylation; multicellular organism development; cell surface receptor protein tyrosine kinase signaling pathway. The record is from RefSeq and is a predicted model, not a curated record. NCBI's taxonomy places the organism in Eukaryota, Metazoa, Arthropoda, Insecta, Diptera, Culicidae. The transcript has 13 exons. Bases 20 to 7573 code for a protein of 2517 amino acids. Gene Ontology annotation, cellular component: membrane; signaling receptor complex. Gene Ontology annotation, molecular function: transmembrane receptor protein tyrosine kinase activity; protein binding; ATP binding.